CAAGCCUAAUCCACCUCUUUAAAAACAAAGCAUACGGCCGAACAUCGUCAUCAUCUUCCUCCUUAUUUCUCUUCGCCGAUCAGGCCAAGGAGAGGUCGCCGGAACUACGUCGGAACUUCGCCGGAGAAAAUCCUUUACCAUCUAAUUUGUAAAUCUUUUCCAAUCGAGUUGAGUCGUCGUCGUGUCUUCCGCCGUCGAGGAGGCUGCUGCCAUGUCGGAGGAGUUGCUACCGCCGGUGGGUCGUCGCUGCCACUGCACUAUAUCAUUCCUAUUGACUUCCGUUUGUGUAGCCGCUGCUGGGAUUGACGCUGCGGAUGUGUUUCGCCAGAAAUUCUACGCCGAUACGAGGCCGCUGCUACCAAUGCUGUUGUACGGCUGGUAGUCGUUGCUUCAUUCCCGUGUUUGUUCCGAAAAUCACGCUCUAUAAAUUCUCACAUUUUCCCGCAAAUCUCUCACGCUUCCAUGGCCCCGUCAUUUCUCCAGCUUUCUCUGCGCGUUCUCCCUCUCUGCUUCCUUCUUUCGUCUUCCCCUGUUUCUCCGGCCACAUUCACCGUAGUGAACCAGUGUGACUACACAGUUUGGCCCGGGAUUUUGACCGGCGCCGGCACGUCCCCGCUUUCCCCCACCGGUUUCUCUCUGGGCCCCGGUGAGUCGCAGUCUCUUACCGUCCCCACGUCCUGGUCCGGCCGGCUGUGGGGGAGGAGUGGAUGCUCAAAUGAUCCCGCCGGGAAAUUCAGUUGCGUGACCGGAGAUUGCGGGUCCGGGGUUCCGGAGUGCAACGGCAGCGGCGCGAAACCGCCGGCCACUCUGGCGGAAUUCACGCUGAACGGUUCGGGCGGGCAGGACUUUUAUGACGUCAGCCUGGUGGACGGUUACAACUUGCCGAUGCAGGUGGCCCCGAAGGGUGGGACCGGGAGCUGCAGCGUCACGGACUGCCCGGCCGACGUGAACAGCGUCUGCCCGCCGGAGCUGCGGAUGACGGCCGACGGGAACGAUCAGCCGGUGGCUUGCAGGAGCGCCUGCGAGGCCUUCGGGAGUGCGGAGUACUGCUGCAACGGAGAUCACGGGACGCCGGAUACCUGCGUGCCGAGCGAGUACGCUCAGGCGUUCAAGCGCGCGUGCCCACUCGCUUACAGCUACGCGUACGACGACCACACCAGCACCUUCACUUGCACCAGGGCGGAUUACGUCAUCACCUUCUGCGCCUCUUCUUCACCCAGCGAGAAGACGUCGGGAGGCCAAAACACCACCACUGGUGGUGGCGGCGGCACUGGAGGUGGGCUGAUUAUUAGCAGCGGCGUAUCAGCAGCCGUCCCCUCUCCUAUGAGCAUUUGGGCACUUCUCAUGUUCGCGUCACCUAUCCUCCAACAACUAAUACACUCCCAGUGACCAUUUAAUUUAUUAUUUACAGUCCCUAAUUUUAACGUAGCAAUAUAGAAUUAUACAGAGAUAUAUAUCACUAUAGAAAUUUUCAUUU
Messenger RNA from Cuscuta campestris, 1477 nucleotides. NCBI's taxonomy places the organism in Eukaryota, Viridiplantae, Streptophyta, Magnoliopsida, Solanales, Convolvulaceae. The record is from the annotation of a GenBank genome assembly.